Molecule: messenger RNA, 441 nt
Organism: Yamadazyma jaroonii
Lineage: Eukaryota; Fungi; Ascomycota; Pichiomycetes; Serinales; Debaryomycetaceae
Source: the annotation of a GenBank genome assembly
AUGGAAAAUGAACUUGAUGAUAUAUUGAAUUUAGAAGAACAAUAUUAUAAUGAAGGUUUUAUAGAGGGACAAAAUGAAUCAACGAAGAAACAGUUAUUAGAAGGAAAAGAAUAUGGUUACCAAACAGGAUUUCAAAGAUUUCUCAUUGUUGGUUAUAUUUCAGGAUUAAUAGAAUUUUGGUACAAGAAUAUCAAUUCAUAUGACCAAAAAUCACUCAAGAAUCAUCUCGAUCAACUGCAAAUAAUUUUAGAUGGUAUCAAAAUGACUAAUUUCGAUGACGAUGUAGAGAAGUAUGAAAAGUCGUUAAUCAAAUUACGUAAUAAAAUAAGAAUAAUCACUAAUUUGGUUAAAGAACAAUGGAAAUUUAAAGAUGUUGAUGAUUUAGUCAAGGAAAUUGGUGGUAUAGUCCAAUUGAAUGAGAACGUCAACGAUAUGUGGUAA